Messenger RNA from Corylus avellana, 1755 nucleotides. The record is from RefSeq and is a predicted model, not a curated record. Lineage: Eukaryota; Viridiplantae; Streptophyta; Magnoliopsida; Fagales; Betulaceae.
UUGAUUCAGCACUGCCACUCGUUACUGAUCAUGAUAUCCGCCAAGACAGGAAGAUUCGCUUAAAGAAUCUGAGGAAUUAUGGGUUACAUAUAUUCAGCUCAACAGAAAAAAUAUAGUCAAGCCCAAGUUCUUCAUUUCCAGCUAGCUUUCCUCGUUAUCAUCAAUCAUCAUCUUUGUGAGUUAUGGGUAGCGAAAAUUCUCAGCUUCACAUACUCUUCUUCCCUUUCAUGGCCCCUGGCCACAUGAUACCAAUGACGAACAUGGCUAAGCUAUUCGCAGCGCGUGGCGUGAAGGCAACCAUUGUCACCACCCCUCUCAACGUGCCUUUCGUCUCCAGAACGAUUGAAAGAAUCGAAACUCACGGCAGCGCCACCGCCAAGGUUGAUAUCCAAACGAUCAAGUUCCCGGUUGAAAAGGCCGGCCUGCCAGAAGGAUGUGAGAACUCCACCUCGCUGACUUCCCACGAAAUGGUGAAGAUUUUCAUGAAAUCCCUUUCGAUGCUUCAACAACCAUUGGAGCUGCUACUCCAUGACGCUGAUUGCCUGGUUGCUGACAUGUUCUUUCCAUGGGCAACCGAUGCUGCCGCUAAAUUUGGUAUCCCAAGGCUUGUUUUCAAUGGACACAGUUUUUUCUCCAUGACUGCUUGGGAGAGUGUGACGCGAUAUGAACCUCACAAGAAGGUUUUAUAUGAUUCCGAACCUUUUCUCAUUCCUAAUUUUCCUGCAGAGAUAAAGUUGACGAGCAUGCAACUGCCGAGUUUGUUUGGGGAAGAGGUUGAAACUGACUUCACCAAGAUGUUUAAAGAUGCUGAAGAAGCAAACAUGAGGAGCUAUGGGCUUGUUGUAAACAGCUUCUAUGAGCUGGAGCCGGCUUACGCAGAUCAUUACAGAAAGGUUUUGGGAAGGAAGGCAUGGCACAUAGGGCCGGUUUCAGUGUGCAACAAGCAGGAAGCUCAAGAUAAAGCUCAGAGGGGGAACGAAUCCUCUGUUGAUGAACAUGAAUGCCUCAAGUGGCUUAAUGCAAAGAAACCCAAUUCAGUUAUUUAUAUAUGUUUUGGAAGUUUGAUAAACUUCGAUGACUCUCAACUUGUGGAGAUUGCAAUGGGUCUUAAGGCUUCUGGGCAGCAAUUCAUUUGGGUUGUGAAGAAAGAAAAGAAUGGCAGUGGAGGAAAAGAGGAGUGGCUGCCUCAAGGAUUUGAGAAGAGAAUGGAAGGUAAAGGUCUAAUUAUAAGAGGUUGGGCACCCCAAGUUUUGAUUCUUGAUCAUGAAGCAGUUGGAGGAUUUGUGACUCAUUGUGGGUGGAAUUCAACGUUGGAAGGAGUCACUGCUGGGGUUCCCAUGGUCACAUGGCCCAUGUUCGCUGAGCAGUUUUUCAACGAGAAGUUGGUGACUCAGGUACUGAAAAUUGGAGUUGAAGUUGGUGCUCAACGAUGGAUUGAUGUUAUUGCUGAAGUGGUGGAAAAUAGUAUCAACAAGGAAGCAAUGGAGAAGGCAGUGAAGCGAAUUAUGGUGGGCGAAGAAGCGGAGAAAAUGAGAAGCCGAGCCAAGGCACUUGGAGAUAUGGCAAGAAGGGCUAUGGAAGAAGAGGGUUCAUCUUACUCUGAUUUGAGUUCUUUGAUUGAAGAAUUAAAGGUAUGGUGCCCUCGAGAUGGAACCAAAUGAUGUUUGAAUAUAGGUUUCUAUAUUCGGUUUGAUACAAUUUCCUUGUCACUAUAGAAUAUUUAUCCUUGUGCUUGCUGGUUAUUCAAUCCUUAUU